AUGUUUUACAACGUUGUGAGUGUUGAUGAGAUUCUUUGAACUUGGGCUUAAGUGCCGUGUGUUGAUCCGAGUCCUGAUCACUCGAAGUUGACGCGAUUUAUCACCGCUCCGUAGGACAUCCUUUCCCGCCGUCGACACGGCUUCGGCAUCUACUGGCUCGCGGCGACGCUCGGCUCGCGAGGCGGCGUCGCAUCCAAGAAGUUGACACGCAAAGAGGUCAUGUCCUGCAACCUCGUGAUUGCGUGCCAGAAGUUGGCGACCCCGGAUGAGCCUCUUGCGCUGAGGCUGCAAAGCAACCUCUUGUGUGGGAUCGCUAGGGUCUAUCAGCAGCAGGUCAGGGGCACCCAAGCUUCUCUUCGUGUGGGGAUAGGGCUGCCCCUAUCUUGUCUCAUCCACUAACUCGGACCAAUGCCUUGCCCUGAUUCAGUGGACCAUAUACUCGGGAGAAGUGAUUCACUUUCAUCAACAUCUCAGAAAGGCCUUCUCCGAGGCUCUUAAACGGUCAGACUUUUCAUCUCCGGGUCUGCGAUUGGGACUGCCGCUCGGAAUCGCGCAAUCUACUUAUCUCAGCGAGCUGGUAUUUCACCUGCGUCGACCCUUUCACCAGUGAUACCGAAGCAAACGAUCAACAACUCGCACCUCCUCAAGUAGCGACCCACACUGCACGCAACCAGAUUACUCUCGGCUGGGAUCCGGCUCUUGCGGUGCUUGGCUGGGACGCCGAGUAUGAGCAGAUGAUUGAUUGGUCCGAGACCGCAGCAAGGAUAGGAGUGGGAGAGGAUAUUGAGGAGCUGUCGAGUGGUCUUCAGAUCGAAAAAGAUGCGGGUGGGUCGACGUAAUUUUGCUGCGGUUGCAAGCAGCACGAAUCAGUCCCAGGCGCCGUUGAUACGGCCGGUGCUGAUCAUCCUCGUUAUGAACACUUUGCCCGUACGAAGCUCCAGACGUCUCUCGGAUCACACUGCGCGAACCACAUCUCGAGCAGUAUCGCGCGGAGGACGUGCCCGCCUACGGCUUCGACGAGGGUUUAGGGGCUGAUUUUGAAUUCGGCGAAGGGGAGCUGGUACGUUCUUGUUCAGUACCUGAAAGAUAUUGAAAUCCACAGCUACUCACUUCCCCUGACUUGAUUCAACUAUGACAGGGACUCUUGGAGGGGCAGUUCCCCGAACUCGACGCACAAAUCCGCGCGGCGUCCUUGCGAUCCAGGUCCGCGGCAGCGAGUUUGCGUGGGGCUGAUUGGACUUCCAGCGUCGGUGGAAUCUUGCCUGACGUCGAGGACAUGGGAGGCUUUGAGCAAGAGUGAGGAACUACGCUUGAUACCCUUCUUCGCACAUGUGUUGCAGUCCAACUAACGAGCGAAUAUUACAGCUUUACUAUGGAGUUCGGUGGGGAAGGCUAUGGCGCACCUGAAGUUCCGGGGGGCUUGCCAGGGGUUGAAAAUGUGAGUAGGUUUCUGUUCGCAACUUGUCGCUGUGACCUAUGGUCGAAAAUGAGUUCUAGCUACUCGAUACAGGAACCCUUGCCUCCGGGUGCUGAAGAACCCUCGCGCCAACCCGAGGAUGGAGAAAUGGUCCCCGAAGCUGUUCGAGCUGCCCUAGUCGCUCGUCAAGUUGCUAAGAAGCCAAGGGUGUGUUCGCAAGUUUCAGACCGAAGCCAUGGCUCACAUGCUAACAUUUAACCUCAUCACAGAGAGGGCUGAUCGACAGUUCAACUGCAUUGGACGACAACACCAUUCGAGAGAUGCGUAGCUCCUAUGCCGACCGCAUGAAGGAAGAACGAGUCAGAGCCGAGGUGCAGAGAGAAGCGAGGGAAGCGGUUAAGGCGGGGAUGGACGCUCUUUUUCGACCCCCUCCUGGAUGUAAGUGGGUUCUUGAUCUUAUCUUUGAUAUUACCACUGACUUGCAGGGAACAUGCAGUCGAAGGUGGACCUCUUGGAGACUGUGAGUGGUGGUUUAUGCCUGUGCGCGAUUGAAUAGCUGAUCUCGUGUCGGCUUUCAGUCUGGCACUCAACGGUCACGGACUCUCUCGUACCUCUGGGAGGAGGGCAAGCCAGUGGUCAGCCAUCUUGUAUCUCCGUGAUCGUGUCACAUGCCUCUGACUUCGUGACUUUACAUGGUAGUCGACCGUCAAGCUCGCGUCCCCGGCACGCCACCGACUGUGGAGGAGGCUCGAGCAGCUGCGGCGAGGAUGAGGGUUUCAUCCGUCGAGUUUGGCCGUCCAUUCGAACGCGGAUUCUCGCCUGCUCUAGAAUUUGGCGGUGAGGGAUACAUGGGUGAGUCGACGUAUUUCGCUUACGAUUUCGGUUGUCAGGAGCUGACUCCCUCGUGAUUCUUGCAGGUCCCGACUUUGAGGACAUGGGAGGGCUGGACAUUGCGGCAGAGUAUUUCCCAGAGGUCAGUGCAAAUCGCCGCAUACAGCAGUAACAGAACUAAUCAGAAUCGGAAUUUGGGGCACUGCUGGACAAUUAACAGCCUGAAGUAGGCCGCGCGGCUUCGCACCGCGAGUCGGUGGUGCCUUGGCAUGCUGAAGAUGUUACCAGUGAUGUUGGGGCUCCUGAUUAUGGUGAGCUGUCAUGCUGAGCUAUGACCAAUUCGCUCUUAGAAUCUGACGUAUCCAUCACACCCUGUGUGGACAGAAAGAGCACCCUCUGCUCUCGGUCGCGUGUCGCUCGAGACCCCUGUGCGAGCCCGAGCGCGCACCGCUUCCCUCUUGGGUCGUUCUCGCCCUCCUUCGGUCCUUCAGCCCGAAGUGGCAAAAGGUAAGAUUCUGUAAGCUGUCUAUCGCAGCUUUCCUAUGUAGGAAUCUGAGGCCCCUUGCGCUUGUCCACAGUUGCCAAAUCCAAAACGACCACUUCCGACCUCGGUGUACCUCAAGAACUCGAAUCGCUCAAAUUCCUCGCUUAUGCGCGUCGAGUCCAACCGACCGUGGCCGAGGAAGAUGGUACAUUUCGUUUUGUGGACUUGGUUCCUAGGUAUCAGUCGGGAAAAAGUGUUGCGGCGAUCGGGUUUUAUCAUUUGUUGGUUUUGGCGACGAAGGAGGAGAUUGACGUGGUGCAGGCGGAGUCAUUUGCCGAGGUGAGAGUGGAGGUGGUGCUGGGAGUUGAGAGUACAAGCUGA
Molecule: messenger RNA, 3113 nt
Organism: Microbotryum saponariae
Lineage: Eukaryota; Fungi; Basidiomycota; Microbotryomycetes; Microbotryales; Microbotryaceae
Source: the annotation of a GenBank genome assembly